Messenger RNA from Spodoptera exigua (beet armyworm), 1615 nucleotides. The record is from the annotation of a GenBank genome assembly. Lineage: Eukaryota; Metazoa; Arthropoda; Insecta; Lepidoptera; Noctuidae.
CUUUGGUGUCUUUGGUUUGGGUUUGACAGUAGACUUUUAUUGUCAAAACAAAUAACCUCUUCAUUUUAGUACGUAAAUAUUUAUUUGGUAUUAUAUUCUGCAAAAUGAAUUCGCGACACAUUUUUAAUAUGUGUAAUAAGCUAUUGAUACAACAAACAAUAACCAGAGGUAACAGUUUUAAAAUUGUCAAACGUCCGGAUCCAAAAACUUUGAAAAUGCCUGCCCCGGGCACCGCUCCGAGCAUAAUGGAUAUAAUAAAAGAAAAAAUUAGGUUAAAUGGACCGAUUACUGUAGCUGAAUACAUGCAUAUUAUUACUACAAACCCUACCGAAGGAUAUUACAUGAAAAAAGAGGUUAUUGGCCAAGGUGGUGAUUUUAUAACGUCGCCAGAAAUAAGUCAACUAUUUGGUGAGAUUUUAGGGAUAUGGUUCUUUUCUGAAACUCAAAAAAUGGGUCCUGGUAAGCCGCUUCAAAUCGUUGAACUAGGGCCAGGCAAUGCGACCUUACUAUUGGAUAUUUUAAGGGUACUCAACCGUCUUGGAUACAAAGCUCAGGACUUGAGUCUUCAUCUUGUGGAAAUAUCUUCAACUAUGCAGAUGAUACAAGCAAACAAAUUAUGUGUAUCACACAGAGAAGUUAGCAUUGAAAAUCAACAUAACUAUGAAGGUGAAACUCUCAGUGGUAUCAAAGUAUACUGGUACAAUGACCUUAAGAAAGUACCCAACAACUUUUCUUGGUACAUUGCUCAUGAGUUCUUUGAUGUUAUGCCGAUACAUAAAUUUGAAAAAACAAAUGAUGGAUGGCGAGAACUCUUAAUAGAUCUCGAUGGGCAGGAGAAACUUUACUACAGAAUAACAGCAGAAGAAACUGUCUCAUGCAAGUCUUUAAUUAGACCUCCUUUAGAUUCUGGAGACAGAACAGAGCUAGAAAUUAGUGCCCGGAGUCUUGGCAUUGCCAGGCAGUUGGCCACAAGGGUAGACAAAUAUGGAGGAAUAGCUCUCAUUGCUGAUUAUGGACAUGAAGGAGAAAAGGGUGAUACUUUUAGGGCUUUUCACAAGCAUAAAGUGGUGAAUCCUUUAGAAAAUCCUGGCAAAUGUGACUUAACAGCAGAUGUGGAUUUCUCUCAAUUAAGGGUUGCCGCUUCAAAGACUCCAUCAACUGAGAAUUAUGCUUUAGUGAUGGGACCCGUCAAACAGAAAGACUUCCUUGAGAGAUGUCAAGCUCAAGUCAGACUGAAGGUUCUUAUGGAUAACGCAAAAUCUGAAGAAGAUAGGGAGAAAAUAAAAAUGUCUUAUGAAAUGCUUGUAGAACCAGCGAAAAUGGGCGAAAGAUUCAAGUUUAUGGCUUUUUAUCCAUCAUCAAUGGCUGAUAUGUUAAAUAAAUAUCCACCUUUAGGUUUCUCUACCCCAAAAACUGAAGGUGGAUAAUUUAAUAAGUUAUUGUCUUGAUUUAAUUAAUUUUAUUUGUAGUUUGUUAAAAUGUUUAUUUCUGUUAAAUAUUUUAAAUAGUAAUUAAAAUGUUUUCGUUAAUUUGUUUUCAAAUUUUUCUCACAUGUGAAUUUAUCAAAACAUGGAAUAUACAUACCAACAAAUUAUUAUUAUAGAAUGGAAUACAG